This is a messenger RNA of Aphanomyces astaci, 162 nucleotides long. RefSeq lists its product as hypothetical. The record is from RefSeq and is a predicted model, not a curated record. The transcript is spliced from 2 exons. Bases 1 to 162 code for a protein of 53 amino acids. Lineage: Eukaryota; Oomycota; Saprolegniomycetes; Saprolegniales; Verrucalvaceae.
AUGUCGACAUACGGCGUGUUGGUUAAGGACAUCGGAACCCAUUCGUUCCGAAAAGGCGUGGCCAGCGAGCUGUCGAAUACCCCUGGAGGACCAGAAGCCGUGAACGUGUGGCUCCGAGCCGGGUGGACCCUAGGAACUGUCCAGGGUCGGGCACAACGUUAA